Molecule: messenger RNA, 2495 nt
Organism: Ceratotherium simum simum (southern white rhinoceros)
Lineage: Eukaryota; Metazoa; Chordata; Mammalia; Perissodactyla; Rhinocerotidae
Gene: EIF4E2
Product: eukaryotic translation initiation factor 4E family member 2
Biological process (GO): translational initiation
Cellular component (GO): eukaryotic translation initiation factor 4F complex; cytoplasm
Molecular function (GO): translation initiation factor activity; RNA 7-methylguanosine cap binding
Source: RefSeq, a predicted model, not a curated record
GGAAGUGGCCGGGCCCUAGGCGGAGGGACCCAGCGGAGCGGAAGUCACUCCGUGAGGCAGUGGCGACGGCGGCGGCGAGAGGAUGAACAACAAGUUCGACGCAUUGAAAGAUGAUGACAGUGGGGACCAUGAUCAGAAUGAAGAAAACAGCACACAGAAAGAUGGUGAGAAGGAAAAAACGGAACGAGACAAGAGUCAGGGCAGCAGCAAGAGGAAGGCUGUUGUCCCUGGACCAGCAGAGCAUCCCCUGCAGUACAACUACACUUUUUGGUACUCCAGGAGAACCCCCGGCCGUCCCACCAGCUCACAGAGCUACGAACAGAAUAUCAAACAGAUCGGCACCUUUGCCUCUGUGGAGCAGUUCUGGAGGUUUUACAGCCACAUGGUACGUCCCGGGGACCUGACAGGCCACAGUGACUUCCAUCUCUUCAAAGAAGGAAUUAAACCCAUGUGGGAGGAUGAUGCAAAUAAAAAUGGUGGCAAGUGGAUUAUUCGGCUGCGGAAGGGCUUGGCAUCCCGUUGCUGGGAGAAUCUCAUCCUGGCCAUGCUGGGGGAACAGUUCAUGGUUGGGGAGGAGAUCUGUGGGGCUGUGGUCUCUGUCCGGUUUCAGGAGGACAUUAUUUCAAUAUGGAAUAAGACUGCCAGCGACCAAGCAACCACAGCCCGAAUCCGGGAUACACUUCGGCGAGUGCUUAACCUACCUCCCAACACCAUUAUGGAAUACAAAACCCACACCGACAGCAUCAAGGCCUGGGAGGAGUUUCAUGGCCUGGUGAACAGCAGCGGCCGCUGAUCGGACGCUCCCCCUCUGUCUCUCACACUCAGGGGACAAUUCAAGCUUUCGAAAUACAAAAAUCACAUUGUGAAAGUACACAAGCUGGCAAUAAUCCUUUUCUGUAUGUGUGUGUUUGUCCAAAACGGAUGGGAGGUCUCCAGCUGGUCCUUCCAUCUGCUCACUGAAGGGACGUCCCUGAGCCGUGUGCUCCCCUUUUGCACUCAUUCCUGGAGGACGGAUUCCGCUAGACACCCUCCAGCAUCGCUGACUUUAUAAAGCGGAAAAACGGAAAACGUGACUUUGUGAUAGACAUACUUUUUUUUAAUGGGAUUCUGUGGGGGGAGUUCAGCCUUUUGUUUUGCUGUGUGCUGUCCAGAUGCCUCGGGCAUUCUGUGUGCUCUUCUCUGCUGUACGAAAGGCAUUGUGACCACGUGUACCAGCCAGAGCUGUCAACUGAGUUAUCAGUAUUAUGAAUGUGCAUCCAGGAAAAGCUUUUUGUUGGAGAGUCCCGGAAUAGCUAUAAAUGCUCUCUUCUAGCUCUGCCAUUAAAUUAUUGGGACCUUUUGUUUAUUUCUCUCCCCUCUUCCCCAAGCCCACCACUUUCUGAAACUGUGUUACUGAUUUUGUAUAGUCUCCUGCCUUAUGCCCUGCAGUCUUGCUUCCUGUGGGACUCUUUCCUUCUUAGGCACUGCUGCACUUAGAAUUUUAUUUUAAUCCAGUGGGCCGCACUGGUUUCCCUGAGGCGGCUUAGAAGGGAUGCCUUGGUAAACUAAACUGGAGCAGAAUCCAGUUUGGUUAGGGGCUAGAUUAUAAUAGAGGUUCCAAGUGCAGGAUUUGGAGCUGAGGGCAGUGUCUGAAACCAUUUUCGCAGAUGAGUAGGGCCUGCGUGUCCAGCCUGUUUCUGUGGGUUCUUGCGUGCCCCUCAGUAAGGAAGGGAAGCAAAAGCUGGUUGUUGCCAGGUAUUAACACUUAAUAUGGUAAAUUCUAUGAUCCUGAAACUGAGACAUCUGUAGAAAAGGUGACUGUGAUGGAUGGCUUUCUUUGCAUGACUGUGCCUGUCUGCAGUGGUUGGAGAAGCUGCCUUUAGUCCUCAUCACUGGGUAUAUAUGUUAGGAAAUGUGUGCUGGUCCAGGAGGCCCAGACAGAAACCUCUCGCAGGCCCCUGCAGGCACGCUUUAAAAUGACCAGUCACGCAUCAGAGAAGCCGGGUGAUCUGACUGCAGAAGGGCUGAAGUCAGGCGGGUCCAAAGGGCACCCAGAGUUGAAACAAGUCUGAGUAUGAGCCCUACAGCAACUCCAAGGAGCACUGUCUUACUUGGCUCUCGUGAGCAGAGAUCGCAGUACCUUAAAUUAAGGCCUCUCCUAAAACCUCCUUGAAGAUCAGGAGCUGUAGCCACCUGGUCUCAGAGAAAUCGCAGAGAGUAACAGGCAUUUCCUUACUGUGUUUAUAUUACUCUCUUCCUCUUUCCAACUCCUAUACACCGUCUAAGCACCACUGUCUUGGGAUGCUUUUUCCUACAAGAAUGGGGGAGGACAGGGGCCAGAAGAGAGGUGCUUCCAUUACAGAGGAACUUAGAGCGGAGCAGAAGGUCUAGCAGUGGUUUAAACUCCAGGAAUACGAAGAAUGAGUUCCAGUGCCCAGACAGUUGUGAAGGGCUCCGGCAAGUCCAGGAGCAUCGUGGGCUCCAGUGGGAGCAGAGGCUGCCUCCUGAGAUGUGCU